Messenger RNA from Cuscuta campestris, 1818 nucleotides. The record is from the annotation of a GenBank genome assembly. Lineage: Eukaryota; Viridiplantae; Streptophyta; Magnoliopsida; Solanales; Convolvulaceae.
GUCAAAUUAUACUUUUGGCCUUUAAAUUAACACCAACACGACAGAAGAUCAAAAAAAGGACCAUUUGUGGAAAGGUACCCUUAAAAAAAGGACUAUAAGGGUAAUAUUUGAUAAUAGAGGACUAAAUAUGGAAAUUCCUCUGUUAUAAAGGACUAAUUAUGGAAUUUAAUGCUAAAAGUAUAGAGUAUAUUUAAAAAAAGAAAAAAAAAACAAUACCUAAAACACCGCCGUGCGGCGCAAUAAAUGCAAAAAGGAGGGGAAGACUUGCCAUAAAAAGGGUUGUUGAAUUCACCAAAUUAGAGCGCGCCGAGAUCAAAUAAUGGGUGGGAAAAUGAAAAUGGAAAUCACGGCGGUUCCGGCACCGUUUCAGGGCCACCUCAACCCCAUGCUCCGAUUCUGUCAAUCUUUAUCCACUAAAGGCCUCAACGUCACCUUGCUCCUCACCCACGCCGUCGCCAAAUCACUGCGAUCCCCGCUUUCCGGCGUCACGGUGGAGUGCAUCUCCGACGGAUCCGACGGCGGCGGCGACCCGCUUCAGAGCUUCGAGGAAUACCUCGCCCGUCUGCGGCCCGCCUUUUCCGACGGCCUCGCGAGGGUCAUCACGAAAAAGAAGGACGUGGCCGGGGGCGGAAGAGGAGUGGUGGUGUACGACGCACUAUUGCCGUGGCUUUCGGAGGUCGGCCGGGCCGGCGAAAUGCCGGUCGCUGCGUUUUUCACCCAGUCGGCUUCGGUUUGCAGCAUCUAUUACCGGCAGCUCCAAGGGAUUGGCAGAGCUAAUUCUGGGGCGGCGGCGUAUUUGCCGGCGAUGGAUUCAGGCGAUCUGCCGUCGUUUUCCUACUUCGGGGAGAUUGCAGAGCAAAUUGAAGAGUUCACCGUGAAACAGGCCUCCAACUUGCCCACGGCAGACUGCCUUUUGUUCAACACUUUUUACGCCUUGGAGGAGGAGGUAUUGAAGAUGAUGGCAAACAAAUGGAAUGUGAAGACAAUUGGACCCUUGGUUCCUAAUAAAUGGAUGGUUGGGAAGCAAGAUACGAUAGACUUAUUCAAGGCAGACGAUGAAAGUCACUAUAUGAAAUGGUUAGACAAGAGAGAAUCACAUUCGGUUGUUUACAUAUCAUUUGGGAGCAUUUCUGUAUUUUCGGAAGAAGAAAUGGAAGAAAUAGCAAUGGGCUUGGUUCUCUCCAACAAAUAUUUCUUGUGGGUUGUUAGGGAGUCAGAAGAUGCCAAACUUUCUAAAGAUUUCAAAUUGAAGAUUUCAGAAAAAAGUGUCAUAGUGAAAUGGUGCUCUCAAGUUGAGGUUCUAUCACACCGUGCAAUUGCAUGUUUUGUUACACAUUGCGGUUGGAAUUCGACACUCGAAGCGCUCACUUUGGGUGUGCCAAUGGUGGGAAUUCCGCGAAACGGCGAUCAGAUAACCAAUGCAAAGUUUAUUGAGGACAUUUGGCGGGUUGGUAUUCGGAUUAAGGUUAAUGUCGAUGCAAAAAUAGUGUCAAGGCAUGUAAUUGCUAGCAGUAUUAAGCAAGCAACUGAAGGGGUGAAAGCUGAGGAAUUAUGGAAAAAUAUAAAAAAAAUUAAAAUAUUAGCGAAAGAGGCAGCAGGUGAAGGUGGGAGUGUUGAAGUUAAUAUCGAAGAUUUCAUUACUCAAAUGUCUUUCCUAUUGAGCACAAUUUCAAAUUCUUAUAAGUUGUAAUUUAAUUAGGCUCACUUUUCAAUUUGUGUAACAUAUUACGGAGUAUUAGAUUAUGAAGUCUUUUUUUAAAAACCAGUUAAGAAGUCUAAGUAAUAUUAAAUGUAGUAUAAUAAAAUUGGAUCUAAAAA